Molecule: messenger RNA, 818 nt
Organism: Microcebus murinus (gray mouse lemur)
Lineage: Eukaryota; Metazoa; Chordata; Mammalia; Primates; Cheirogaleidae
Source: RefSeq, a predicted model, not a curated record
GGUAAAAGCGCUGCAGCCUGCAGGAGGGGGCUGAGGGCUCAGAAUCACACCGUCGGCCCCUCUGCAGCUCCAGCUUCUCACUGUGCAUCUGAGCAGACCAUGGCCAGGCCCCUGCGUGCCCCUCUGCUCCUGCUGGCCAGCCUGGCCGUGACCCUGGCUGUGACCCUGGCCAUGACCCUGGCCAGGAGCUCCAAACCGGUGGGUGGCAUCAAGGGAGCAGAUGUCAAUGAUGAGGGCGUGCAGCGGGAGCUGGACUUUGCCACCAGCAAAUACAACGAAGAGAGCAAUGACUCACACUACAACCAAGUGCAGCAGAUAGUGAGUACCGUCCAGCAGGUCCUGUUUAGGUUGCUGUACUCCUUGUACAUGGAGCUCAGCCAGACCACAUGUAACAAGUCCCAGGCCAACUUGGACAACUGUCGCUUCCAAGAGCAGCCGAAUCUGAAGUAGGAAAAGCUGUACUCUUUGUAGAUCUACAGUAUUCCCUGGGAGAUUUCAAUGAACUUGGUGAAAUCCAGCUGUCGGAAGGCCUAGGAGUCUGUGCCAGGCUGGGCUGCACCCACCCAUCUUCCCCAUACCUCUCACCUCCCUGUACUGCUCCCCACCCUGGGACGGAGGCCCCGCCCUGGUGCAGGUCUCCUCCCCGCAUCAGCACCCGGAGGGAGGCAGGUAGACAAGGCUUCGGGAGGCCUUGACCAGCCAAGUGGCUCUACCUGUUCCUUUCUCCCUACUGCUUCUCAGACUCGCUGGUACACCAAGCUCUGCUCCUGCCUCCUUUAAUAAAAGAGUAGCAUUGGCUCCGUCUUGAGUUUUUCCUA